CUAAUCUAGGCAAUCAAUCCAUUCUCUAUCUAGCUGGACAAUUAGAUUUAGAAUGGAAGCAAAUACAGUUGUGUAUUUUAGGCAUGUUAAAAAGUACCCAAAUUUUGGGUAUCAUCCAAAACCAAUAUACUACCGUUCUAAUCAGGUUUUUUUUUUUUUUUUUUUUUUUGAUAAGUGUGAUGGAUUUUAUUAAAACAGACAAGGAUCAAGAGAAUUGAUCCCCAAGAACAUAGUUCCAGCAAGCCAGCAAGCAAAACAACAGUAAAGGAAUCCCAGCCCAGAAGAAAGGCAAAGCCUGCAAGGCGGACCAGACUGCCCCUGCAGGAAGGAAGACGAGAGACCGAAGAUGCCGAAAAGGCCUCAAACCGGUAGAACAGACGAACAUUGAAAUUGAUGCAUAUAAAAAUGUAGAAACACCGACAUUGAAAUAGUGAAUCUAGUUGAAAAGAAGUAAUGAGAUGAUCAAUUUUUCUUUUCUUUCUGUACACAAUCAAAUGGACCUAAACAGACUUUGUUUUAGACUGACCUAUAUAAAUUGAUUCAAACUGAACCCAACUCAAACGUAACCCAAAUUCACUGUAUGCAUUCUAUCCAAUUGGAUUCAUAUCGACCCAUUGCCAUUCCUGGUCUAGUUAUGUUUGUUUCUGCUGGGUCUAUGACGUGAGAAUGCUAUUUGUAAUGAUAUGAAAAGGAAAAGCGAUCUCGAUCCGGCAAGCGAUUCCCUUGAAACAAUAAACAGGCUACAUUACACCUCGGCGAAAACAAAUCAGACGGCGAAGUGAUCAUCCCUAAUAGGAAAGAAUGAGAGGGACAGAGCCGUUGGCCCAGCGGACUCUUCUGGGCCGGAAUACAUCAAUAUGGUCACUAAGCUUUAGGGUUAGUGACAAGUCGAUCCCUAAGCUUUAGUUUUUUUAACAAAAUUGCUGCUGAAGUUUGGAACUAAUUAACCUAACAAUAUGCUAUUUCUUCCUGAUAGAAAUCAUUUUGAUCACCCCAAACUUGUAUCUGAAAAGCAUAAUUGACACUGACGAAUCAUUCUAAAGUCAUAUACCAAACCAAGUUUGUUAUAAACGCGCUGCUACGGAUCGGGAAAUCGCCGGAAUCGACAAAGCAAGAAUACGAGAGCGAGAAUCGAAAGAACACAGACACACGAUUUACGUGGUUCACUAACACGAUGUGUGUUAGCUAGUCCACGGGCGAGAGAGAGCCAGUUUCACUAUAUCGAGGAGAUUACAGAUUACAGAGGAGUAUGAGAAGUAUUUAUAGUACUUCUCCAUGUGGGUCUAAACCUAAUCCAAUCUAGCAAAGGAACCGGUUACAGACCCCCGAUUACCAGUCGUAGCGGCUGAUAGUCCGAUUCAAGUCAUAUCAACAAAGUUUAUGACCACAUAUAUGUUGCGGGUUAAUGCUGCAAUUUCGAUCACGUUCGCCUUAAACUAGGUAGUCAAUACUAAAGCUUUUAAGAAAACUUGAACUAUAAUGUAUGUUUCUCCAAAUUGAUUUCAGUGAGAAAUUCGUCAAAACUCAAAGUUGGGUAACUGAACUUUUACUUGCCUUGAAAUUGAGGCACCGUUUAUAUAAUUAACCAACCAACUCUUCUACUCAUCAUUCCAUUAUAAAAGAACUUAGCUAGGAGUUUCAAGUAUUCAGUAAUCAUUACAACAUUCUUUUCUUUUUUUACAUACCAACCAAAGAGAGGGGGAAAAAAGGAUUCCUACAUCAAACUGAGCAUGACGAGGAGCAAACCGGCGGUAAGCCAAGCCAAAUUACUAGUGACGGUCACCUUGGCGACCAUAUUGUUCAUGGCACGGCCCACAAUCCAACGGACGGCUUGUGUUCGAAACGAUUUAAGCGACAGAAUACUGAUAGUGCAUUGUCGAUCCGCGGACGACAAUCUUCACGCUCAUUUGCUCGAUGUUAAAGCCAACAUCUCAUGGAGUUUUAAUGACAACUCGGAACUUGUUAGGCUGACAUUUUUCCGGUGUCGUCUCGCGGUCGAAGAUAAGCGUCUUUCGUUCAAUGCGUAUUACCAAGGUACCGACAUCGGAGGUUAUGAUAUUGAGUGGUCCGUCCGGGAUGAUGGAGUCUAUCUGGUGACCGGAGAUGGCAACGUGGAAUCAUCCCCUCGACAAGAGUGGAAUUGAAAGAAGAAAAAAAAAUGUCCCUGCUUUGUAAUGUAAUCUAACGGCGGUGAACUGAAACUAGAUGAGAACUUGGAAUUUUGUUUUUUUUUUUUUCAUUUUGUUUGGUGCUUUGUCUUAAUGAUCUUUACAACCAAGAAAAAGUAGUAUUUGCAACCAAAAACUUUACAACCAAAAUAACAUCGGUUGCAAAAAGACUGGUAUUUACAACUAAUUAUAUUUUGGAAGCUAAAAAUGUUAAUAAAUUUUUUGCCUAUUAUAAACAAAGUAUGGAUAACCAAAUGAAAAUUGAGGAGAUCAAAUAAUUUGAUUGCAAAAAUGAUUUAUGCUUUUCCCAACCAAAUAAUAUUGGUAGCAUGUUUUUUUUAUGUCUCCAUCUCGUGGACUAACCUAUUGGUUUUGUAAUUCGAUCAAAUAGGAUUUUCCACUCCUCGAGUUUUUUUUUUAUGAAUAAAAUUCGGAGCACCUUUUAAGAACUCUAUUUUCGACAAAAAAAUGCAAUUUUUACUCAUCAUCGGCUCGCGAGUGUGCUGAUGGUGUAGAUGCCGAGAUCGGAUUGGUUAAGAGAAGGCAUUCUCUUAGUCUUAGGACAACAUUGAAACAAAUCAUGUUAGGUAACGUGGAAUUUUAUAAUGCUUUAAAGUAUAAGUGUUUGUUUGGUUUUUCGCCUUUAUAAUACAAAUUGAACAUAUACAUUUUAAUGUUAUGCUGCAUUUUCAAUUUAUAUCUUAAAAAUAGAUAAAUAUUUAGGCCUUUUUAACUAGGAAAUAUCGUAUUUAAACACUCACAAAUCCAUCCCAAAUGGACAGUUUCUCUACAUUGUUUGUCCUUAACUCUCCUAACUCGUUUUUCUCAUCGUUGCUAGGUAUAUAUACUUCCAAUUUAAGGAAUUGUUUGACUUUUACACGUCAAGUUAAGGAAAGUUGACGCAUUUUGCCGGAGAUCUCUUCUAUUCUACUAAUAUAAUUUGCCGUGGGUUUGUUACCUGGAAGGAGAGUCAGAACUCAGAAGCCUGAGGUAUAUCUUACUUUGUUUUUGACAAGAAUGUCCUCUACUCAUCGGUGCACUAUAAAAACAGGAGAAGAGGCCUCUCAACUCAAACAACGGUUUAUGUCGAAAACAGCAUGUCCGUUGGGACGGUUCUGAGUGUGCAUUGUCGAUCCAAAUUAAAGACGACGACAUCGGAGACCAAGCUCUCGACGUCGGCUCCAACAUCAGCUGGCGCUUCGAAAACGAAGGGUUUGGCUCGACGCUCUUCUGGUGCGAUCUCGCAGCCAACGACCACAAGCGUCUCUCUUUCGACGCGUACGAUGGAGCAGCUACGAAACUGCGAGAUAUGAAUCAUUUCGAAAUUAACGAAUUCAAUUUAAGAAACUAUAGAAAUUAAGAGAGUUUAAAAAUAUGCACCAAUAUGUAGAUCACUUCAAUACAGGUUGAAUGCAUGGUUGGUCACUUAAAUAUUUCCAGUGAUAAAUAUGAACAUUUUUU
Molecule: messenger RNA, 3629 nt
Organism: Linum trigynum
Lineage: Eukaryota; Viridiplantae; Streptophyta; Magnoliopsida; Malpighiales; Linaceae
Source: the annotation of a GenBank genome assembly